This is a messenger RNA of Myotis daubentonii (Daubenton's bat), 3948 nucleotides long. RefSeq names its product DNA polymerase kappa (gene POLK). Gene Ontology annotation, molecular function: DNA-directed DNA polymerase activity; damaged DNA binding. Gene Ontology annotation, biological process: error-prone translesion synthesis. Gene Ontology annotation, cellular component: nucleus. NCBI's taxonomy places the organism in Eukaryota, Metazoa, Chordata, Mammalia, Chiroptera, Vespertilionidae. The record is from RefSeq and is a predicted model, not a curated record.
GGGGACGCCGCUGUACUGCAUUCUGGGAAAGACCAGCUCCGACAGCCGCGUGGCCUCCUGGGAGUUGUAGUCGCGAUCGUGAGUCCACUGGAUCAGGAUAAUUGAUGAUUGCAACAUUUCUUAAGAAUGCCACAUCAUUGUCUUCAGAGUUUUUUUCUCCAAGCUGCUGACACGAAUUCUUCAUGUUUUGAUGCAUAGGUAAUAAAAGAAGCCAUUUUAACAUUAAGUCUACACCAUGGACAGCACAAAGGAGAAGAAUGACAAUUACAAAGAUGAUCUCCUUCUUAGGAUGGGACUUAACGAUAAUAAAGCUGGGAUGGAAGGAUUAGAUAAAGAGAAAAUAAACAAAAUUAUAAUGGAAGCCACAAAGGGAUCCAGAUUUUAUGGAAAUGAGCUCAAGAAAGAAAAGCAAGUAAACCAACGAAUUGAAAAUAUGAUGCAACAAAAAGCUCAGAUUACCAGUCAGCAGCUAAGGAAAGCACAAUUACAGGUUGACAGAUUUGCAAUGGAAUUGGAACAGAGCCGGGAUCUGAACAAUACCAUAGUGCACAUUGACAUGGAUGCUUUCUAUGCAGCUGUAGAAAUGAGGGACAAUCCAGAAUUGAAAGAUAAACCCAUUGCUGUAGGAUCAUCAAGUAUGUUGAGCACUUCAAAUUACCAUGCAAGGAGAUUUGGAGUUCGUGCAGCCAUGCCAGGAUUUAUUGCUAAAAGGCUCUGCCCACAACUUAUUAUAGUGCCUCCAAACUUUGACAAAUACCGAGCUGUGAGUAAAGAGGUGAAGGAAAUACUUGCUGAUUAUGAUCCCAAUUUUAUGGCCAUGAGUCUUGAUGAAGCCUACUUGAAUAUAACAAAGCACUUGCAGGAAAGACAAAAUUGGCCUGAGGACAAAAGAAAGUAUUUCAUCAAAACAGGGCACGCUCUAGAAAAUGAUAAACCACGAAAGGAAGUUAAUAAACUGAGUGAGCAUGAACGAUCCAUCUCUCCAUUACUUUUUGAAGAUAGUCCUCCUGAUUUGCAGCCCCCAGGAAAUACUUCCCAAGUGAACAUUGAAGAACAAAAUAAUCCUCAAAUACUUCAAAACUCAGUUGUUUUUGGAACAUCAGCCGAGGAAGUGGUAAAGGAAAUUCGCUUCAGAAUUGAGCAAAAAACAACACUGACAGCCAGUGCAGGCAUUGCCCCAAACACAAUGUUAGCAAAAGUAUGCAGUGAUAAGAAUAAACCAAAUGGACAAUACCAAAUUCUCCCCAAAAGACAAGCUGUGAUGGACUUCAUCAAGGACUUACCCAUUAGAAAGGUUUCUGGAAUAGGAAAAGUUACAGAGAAAAUGUUAAAGGCCCUAGGAAUUAUUACUUGCACUGAACUCUACCAACAGAGGGCAUUACUUUCUCUUCUUUUUUCUGAAACAUCUUGGCAUUAUUUCCUUCAUAUUUCCAUGGGUCUAGGUUCAACACACCUGACAAGGGAUGGAGAGAGGAAAAGCAUGAGUGUCGAGAGGACAUUCAGUGAGAUAAGUAAAGCAGAAGAACAGUACAAGUUGUGCCAAGAACUUUGCAGUGAACUUGCUCAAGAUCUGCAGAAAGAAGGACUUAAGGGUAGAACUGUUACCAUUAAGCUGAAGAAUGUGAAUUUUGAAGUAAAAACUCGUGCAUCUACAGUUUCAUCUGUUGUGUCUACUGCAGAAGAAAUAUUUGCUAUUGCUAAAGAAUUGCUAAGAACAGAAAUUGAUGCUGAUUUUCCACAUCCCUUGAGAUUAAGACUUAUGGGUGUGCGGCUCUCUAGUUUUCCCAGUGAAGAAGAUAAGAAACACCAACAACGGAGUAUUGUUGGUUUCUUACAGGCUGGAAACCAAACCCUGUCAGCCACUGGGUGUAUAGAGAAAACUGACAAAGAUCAGUUUUUAAAACCUGUAGAAAUGUCUCAUAAGAAGAGUUUCUUUGAUAAAAAACGAUCGGAAAGGAAAUGGAGUCACCAAGACACAUUUAAAUGUGAAACUGUGAAUGGACAAGGUGUACAGACAUCACAACCAUUCCAAGUUUUAAAGAAGAUGAGUGCGAAUUUAGAAACAUCAGAGAGUUCAAGUAACAAUCAGAUAUUUACCUGUCCUGUUUGCUUUAGGGAGCAAGGAAGCAUCAGUCUGGAAGCCUUUAAUAAACAUGUAGAUGGAUGUCUCGGUGGACCUUCGGUGAGUGAAAUGUUCUCAUGUUCACAUGCUUCCUCUACAGAAGUUAAGAAAGAAAAUGUACAUCAUUCUUUUUCACUCUGUGAGAAUCAGGAUUCUGAAACCCAUCCGAAGAAUACAGAAAUCACUUCAGAAGAUUGUGUCGAGUUGGUAGAGACUGUAUGUAAUCCAUCUGAAGCCGAAAGUGUAGAUGCUUUAAGUAAUAAGCUCAGCAAAGAGGAACAUUCUAGUCUUCCAAGCACAUCGUUUAAUAUUGAACACUGUCAUCAGAAUUCUUCUUGUACUGUUUCAUUACAAAAUGAAGAUUCCGGGUCACUGAGGAGGCAAGAAACCCUCCAGCCUCGUUCAUAUGAAGUCAUUACAGACCAGGCUCUAAUUUGUCCUGUUUGUAACCUAGAGCAAAAGACUUCAGAUCUUACCCUGUUCAAUGUGCAUGUGGAUAUUUGCUUAAAUAAAGGCAUUAUCCAGGAACUGGAAAAGGAUAAAGUUAAUCCAGUAAAUCAGCCCGAAGAAAGCACCAAAAGUACUGGUAACUCAGGCAGAGUACAGAAGACCAUAACAAAAACCAAAAGGUCAGGAUCGAUGACAAAAUCCUCAACAGCAAAGAAAAUAAAACCAAACAAUCCCAGAAACACCCUGGAUAUCUUUUUUAAGUGAACAUUGAACAUUUAAAUUGAAACUUGUUUUUAUAAUCAUUGAGCUAUUCCUCAUUUUAAGUUUACAGAUUCAUUUAGUGAAUGGCCAAUGCAGCAAUCUCUCCCCAAUAUUUCCUGUACAUGAAUUUGGAAUAUAUACUAAUUUACUUCUGUAUACCUUUUUGAUAUCAUAAGAAUUGUACUUCCUGUUAGAGAUAUUUUUAAAAUGAGAAAUUAAGGAAUGGGAUCAAAAAUUGAUUUCUGUGUUUAUUAAGUUUUAUAGUGAAUAUAAAACCAUAUAUUUGUAAGGGCUCUCAGAGGUUCACAGAAACCCUUUUUAGCAUAAGAACUUUUCAGCACUUAACCAUUUGUUGACACUGGUCUGCUAUAUGUGAUCGUAGUGUCUUCUACAAUUUUGUAUAUUUGUAUUUUAGCUCCUCGUACCUUCAGAUACCUCAUGAGCAUUCAUAAUUAAUAUUUAUCAUGCAUUCUAUGAAGAAUAUUAGCUUACCAGAACUAGCAUAAGUGGUUCUGUUCCUUUCAGGAUAAUAGUAUCAUUUUCUGUGUUAAAAAAAAUUUUGCUUAAAUAUGACUAUUCAUUUGAUUUUUUAAUUUAAAAUUCCUUCUUAUGAAUAAGCACUUGAUCCACUUUAAAAAUUUUUUGUCUAAGAUAUAAAGUAAUUAUUUUCUUAUCUAGAACUUCAAAUGGCAAUUAUGUCUGUACUCUACACAAAUCUAUAAAGAAUAAAUUGUACAUUCACUUUAUUUUUAUAUAACCUAGAGGAAAAUGUGUAAAAGAUGAGUGUGUAUUAUAAUAGCUCAUUUAUCUUAGUUAUAUUUAUGUCAUGUUUUUAUUAAUAUUUCUGAAAGAAGGCAGCUUAACAGUAAGUAGUUAACUUAAGUAGUUUCUCCAGAUAAUUUAGUGCUCAGUAAGAGUUUUUAUCAUUAAUAAGUAUUUAAUUGAAACAUGAAGAUGAUAGUCAUUUUGUGGCUGUUUUAAAGAAACAAAUCUUUUGUUCUCUUAUAUCUCUUGUGUUUUUUUCAAUUGUAGAUAGCACCAUAUUUGUUUUCUACCUUCCCUCAAGUUUAUAUUUAUUGUGUUUUCAACAUUAAAUACUAAAUUAUUUUCAUUUA